CAAAAUCGAGCUCCUCUCUGCACCUCACACUCGACAAUGGCGGCAUUCUGGAGAAAUAAUGCAUUAACAAUGGCGACAAACCUCAUGAAAACUCUAACUGGAUCUUCGAGGAACCUCAGCGGCAUCGUUAGUAGCGAAGUUUCCACCUCUAAUACCCAAAAAUGGAUGCAGGAUACGAGUAAAAAGUCUCCAAUGGAGUUGAUCAAUGAAGUUCCACCAAUCAAAGUAGAGGACAGGAUUGCUGUUUGUGUGUCUCACCUUUUUGACUUUACUACAGAUAGUAACCCGGCACUGGGUCAUCCAAUUGAGUUCAUAUGCCUCGAGAAGGACGAGCCAGCUGUGUGCAAGUAUUGUGGUUUGCGCUAUGUGCAAGACCAUCAUCACUAGACAAUUUCUCUGGUUGUGCUGUUUUAAAAGCCAGUCAUCCCAGUUGUUAUAAGCUGUAAUUUUCAGAUAACAUGGUGUUUGGCAUUACUGCCAAGUAUUCUUUCUCCUCAAAAUAAGGAUGCUUUUGCACAUUUUGAAUGAAACUUUGCUCCUGCUGGAGCAUUAACAUUUUCUUA
This is a messenger RNA of Salvia splendens (bonfire salvia), 563 nucleotides long. RefSeq names its product NADH dehydrogenase [ubiquinone] iron-sulfur protein 6, mitochondrial. Gene Ontology annotation, cellular component: respiratory chain complex I. NCBI's taxonomy places the organism in Eukaryota, Viridiplantae, Streptophyta, Magnoliopsida, Lamiales, Lamiaceae. The coding region runs from base 37 to 387 and encodes 116 amino acids. The record is from RefSeq and is a predicted model, not a curated record. The transcript is spliced from 3 exons. Gene Ontology annotation, biological process: mitochondrial electron transport, NADH to ubiquinone.